AUGACUCUGAAUAUCCCAUUUCUUUUUGCCCAUGUUUUGGUUCAGUAUCUGUUUGGGAUCAUUGUUCGUCAUCUGAGAGCUUCACUAUCAACUCUACCGAUUCACACAAAAGCUAAGUGCCAUAUUCAAUUGGAGCGGUUGAGUUUGAAAUCAAGGUGCAAAAGAGCUCAAUAUCCAUGUUAUUGGCACCAAAGGGGGGGUUCAUGCCAAAUGGUCUUACUUUGGUGCAGACCUUAUUUACAAGAUAUCGACUCAUCAUAUAUUGAAUUAG
Molecule: messenger RNA, 271 nt
Organism: Serpula lacrymans var. lacrymans S7.9
Lineage: Eukaryota; Fungi; Basidiomycota; Agaricomycetes; Boletales; Serpulaceae
Exons: 4
Source: RefSeq, a predicted model, not a curated record